Molecule: messenger RNA, 554 nt
Organism: Penaeus indicus
Lineage: Eukaryota; Metazoa; Arthropoda; Malacostraca; Decapoda; Penaeidae
Product: broad-complex core protein-like
Exons: 2
Coding region: 3-554 (183 amino acids)
Source: RefSeq, a predicted model, not a curated record
AAAUGACCGUCACACAGUGCACCUCACCUCUUACCGCUGCUACGUCUGCAACAAAGAAUACCGCACGCCCAAUAGUCUACAAAAUCAUAUGUAUGUGUACCACAAAAGAGAAGGGAAGAGCUGAGGAGAACGACGGUCGCUUAGAGUGUCCACAUUGCCACAAAAUGUUGAAGGGUACAAGUCUGCGCAAACACCUCGAGGACAUGCACACUGUCCACCUCACACCUUACGAGUGCAAGAUCUGUCACAGGUUCUACCGCACUCCCAACAGCCUGCAGAACCACAGUAGCCGCUACCACCGUCGCCAGCGAACCGACUCCUCCGGACCCUCGGAGUAUGAAGCUUCCGGCGCCCCGCCCUUCCCCGCCGCCUCCAUGACCCCAGUCGCGGUGCCGCAGCAGUUGUCGUCGCUGCUGGCAGCUGCCGCAGCAGCCCGCGCCACCACGCACCUGAGCCCCCGCACUCCUGGACUGAGCAACGGGGCACCCCCGCCGCCUCCAGAGCACCAUCUGCCGGGGGACAAAGCCACCUCGUUCAGUGACAUCUUCAACUGA